AAUUCGAUGUGAAUAUAAUAGGAACCAGCCUCACAUCCUUGCACAAUAUCUCGAGAAUGACGUCAAUAUCUCGACCCCUCUAGUAAAAGUAUAUAUAUCACGUGACUCUCCAAAAUCUUUCCUUUUUUACUGCGGCGGCAUAUUCUGACUGAUAUUAGCCAAGCAUCAGAACAAUCUCAAAAUGGGAAAAGAAAAGAUCCACAUCAACAUUGUCGUGAUUGGUCACGUCGACUCUGGCAAGUCAACAACCACAGGUCACAUGAUCUACAAAUGUGGUGGUAUUGACAAGAGAACAAUUGAGAAGUUUGAGAAGGAAGCAGCUGAGAUGGGCAAAGGCUCCUUCAAGUACGCCUGGGUGUUGGACAAACUGAAGGCAGAAAGAGAACGUGGUAUCACCAUCGAUAUUGCCCUGUGGAAAUUUGAGACCACUAAAUACUACGUCACCAUUAUUGAUGCCCCAGGCCAUCGUGAUUUCAUCAAGAACAUGAUCACAGGAACAUCCCAGGCCGAUUGUGCUGUCUUGAUUGUAGCUUCUGGUACUGGUGAAUUUGAAGCUGGUAUUUCUAAGAACGGUCAGACCAGAGAACACGCUCUGCUCGCUUUCACUUUGGGUGUGAAACAGCUCAUUGUAGGUGUCAACAAAAUUGACAGCACUGAACCACCAUACUCCGAGAAAAGAUUCCUUGAAAUCACCAAUGAGGUAUCCAAUUACAUUAAGAAGAUUGGUUACAACCCUAAAAAUGUUGCUUUUGUGCCAAUUUCUGGCUGGCAUGGAGAUAACAUGAUUGAACCAUCCAGUAACAUGACUUGGUACAAGGGGUGGUCUGUAGAGAGGAAGGAAGGAAAUGCUUCUGGAAAGACCCUAUUUGAGGCUCUUGAUUCCAUCCUUCCACCAGCAAGACCAACAGACAAGGCUCUACGUCUCCCACUCCAGGAUGUCUACAAAAUUGGAGGUAUUGGAACAGUGCCAGUAGGUAGAGUUGAAACUGGUAUUAUCAAACCAGGAAUGGUUGUUACCUUUGCUCCUUCCCAAAUCACCACUGAAGUUAAGUCUGUUGAAAUGCACCACGAGUCCCUCCCCGAAGCUGUACCAGGAGACAACGUUGGCUUCAACGUGAAGAACAUCUCCAUCAAGGACAUCAAGAGAGGAAACGUUUGUGGAGACUCCAAAAAUGACCCACCAAAGGGAGCUGCAAGCUUCUAUGCCCAGGUCAUCGUUUUGAACCAUCCUGGAGAGAUCAAAAAUGGAUACGCACCGGUAUUGGAUUGCCACACUGCCCACAUUGCUUGCAAAUUUGAGGAGAUCAAGGAAAAGAUCGAUCGUCGUUCUGGAAAGAAAUUGGAAGACUUGCCCAAAGCAGUUAAAUCUGGUGAUGCUGCUAUGGUCACAUUGGUACCAAGCAAGCCUAUGUGUGUAGAAGCUUUCUCCAACUACGCUCCACUUGGACGUUUUGCUGUACGUGACAUGAGACAGACAGUGGCUGUUGGUGUCAUCAAGGAGGUUACUAAGGUUGAAAAAGAAGACAAGAAAACCAAAGCUGCCCAAAAGGCUACAGGAAAGAAGAAAUGAUUAUUAGAGACCUUAGGAAAGAACUGUGGACUUCAUUUAGAACACUUACAGCUAUGCCGCCAUAGUCCACAGAAUUUAUUUAAACAUCCAAGAAAUCACUCUGAAAUAAAGAGUGGUAACAGCUUUUGUUUUAAGUUCUUACCAGAUAAGUCGCUUCUUUUUAAUUUCUGGACUACAAUAAUACAUAGAUAU
Messenger RNA from Ruditapes philippinarum (Manila clam), 1762 nucleotides. Its product is annotated as elongation factor 1-alpha. Gene Ontology annotation, biological process: translation; translational elongation. Gene Ontology annotation, molecular function: translation elongation factor activity; GTPase activity; GTP binding. NCBI's taxonomy places the organism in Eukaryota, Metazoa, Mollusca, Bivalvia, Venerida, Veneridae. Bases 182 to 1570 code for a protein of 462 amino acids. The record is from RefSeq and is a predicted model, not a curated record. The transcript has 7 exons.